AUGGCGCGGGCCAUCCGCCACCUUCCAAGGAACAAUGUAGACGGCGCAGCGGACGUUGGCCUCGGCUCCUCCGUUGGGUCUGCGCAUUUUUUAAUUCCUGCAUUGCAGACAUUUGCCCAAAAACAACGGCAGCAACGACAGCAGAACGGCGCAGCGGAGGACUCGUUACCUUCUCCCACUACCUUCUCGGCUUUCAUUGAACGCGCACACGCGACCUUCGCGUUGUCUCGUGGAGAAUUCCAUCAGCUUCGACAGCAGCAGUCGAACGCCAACGCUAUGGCGGAAGAGGGAGCAACGGACCGACCCACACGGGUGGCAAACUCCGCCCCGCACCGUGCAUCGGUGGAAGAAAACGUGCAACUGGAACUCGACGACGACUCCUCUACCACCGCGACAUCGCUUCAGCCGCUCCCUACGUCGGAAAGGAGCGCAGACGAAUCACGCGAACAACUUGCCGCCGCCGUUCGUGCCUACAAUCCAUCACUACAGGCACCGCUUCUGCAGCGCAUCGCGUCCCGCCUUGCCAUCGCUGACACGCUGUUCCUGGCGAAGCAACUGGCGCGAUACCUGCACGACGCGGCGGCAGCGGAAGACGGCAGCAGCGGCGGCGGUGGCGUUUUUUUGAAAGCAGGAGUUGAUGCGAAGACGUCCAUCACCACCGCAAAGGCGAUGGAACUGCUGCGACGUGCCGUGGACGCUUGUCGCGUGCGUCACGCCAAUCCCGCGCCAGCAGCGGGGCGCGCAGACGUUCUCUCUGCAAGUACUUCGUUGUGGGCAUUGAGCAACGCUGCGCGCGAGAGCGCCGGCAUCGCCUUGAGCUUUCAUCACGCCGCCGCCUCGUUGAGCACACACGGCCAACGGCGCCGCCGACCGCGUCUGCGCUGCUUCUUCCGCUACGUCAGCGACGUGCAGGUCAGCGAGGUGCUGCCGAAUGGGGCGGUGGUGGUGUUCACGCAGCCGACGCAUCCAGCGGCGGUGGGGGAUCGCGCAGCCGCCACGCACGUGCACGGAGAGGGUGAAGAUGAGGGUGGCGCCACGACGAGCGAUGCGACGCGCAGGAAGAAGCACCGCAGUAGGAAACCAGUUUCUUUCCGCGAGUCUCUGGAGUCCUGCCUCGCCUCGUCUCCCGUCGAGGUGCAUUUGCACUGCGUGCUGUACCGUCGAGGGGUAUCCCUGGCGGCUGCAGUUGCGCGCGUCAUCGACGCAGCGGAAGGACGCAUUCAGCGAGAAGACGUUCAUGUGAAUCUUGUUGUGCCAGAGAAUGACGAGCAUGUGGUGGUGCAGCUGUGCAGUGUGCUCGUCGCCAUCCCUGUUGCGCUUCGUGGAAAGGGCAGCACGGAGAGGGAGGAAGCCGUUCAGCAUUGCCUGCACGUUGCCCGUGCCCUCGCCCACGUGAACCUCGCAAGCGACGGGAGAGGCGAAGAUUACGAGCCCACAGUUGGGCUGCAGCUCCUCUAUGGCCGUCCACACUCUUGCGCAGGAGAGCGGCGUGGUGGGACCUCAACGGAGCCCGCCAGCGCAGCUCCUCAGCUGCAGUACGCCGUUUUGCUUCGCGGCUUCGACCAACGUGGUGGACCCGCCGAUCAGCUCGACCGCACCGCUCUACGGUGCAGCGAAACUAUACCGAACUUCUUCUCUCCGCAUCACUUCGGCCCGGCGGCAGUUCCUUUCGUCCGCACCUACCACGUCACCGCCGCGCUGGAAAAAGGGCGGUACGCAGAGGCAGCGGCGAUGAUGUUGUGUCUGUGGUGUGGGACGGAGCCGCCGCAGCCUAGCUCGUCUUCUACAGCUCAAGCGUUAGCGCCGUGGCUCGAGCAAGCGCUUCAUUUCCUCUGCAGUGGUGAGGAACGGGAAGGGGCGUGGCAGGCGUGGUGGAUGCAGCACGUACCCGCGGCAGAGCAGGUCCGUCUGCUGAGUGCGAAAGCAGAACUUGUAUGGAACGUGCUGGCGAGCUGUCGCCUGCAAGAGCUGGCGGCUGCGACAAAUGGCCGCGGCGAUGCUCUCAUGGCGGCCAGCCCUGAACCAGGCGAUUUUGUCCGGUGCGCCACCGCCGCCGUCACAGACGAGAAGGAAGGAGGCGCGGAGGAGCGUUUUGUUGUACACGCUUUGCUGCCGCACCCAACGCGAGUCACCCCCAUUUACACCCAACCCCAAGCAGCACGCUACACCGUUCACGACAUCGUUCUGCCUGUUGUGUGUGAUGCGGCGAACGGCACUACAGGGUGUGAGAGCCUAGCGGAGGUGGAGGCGCAUCUUGGCUUCACCGCUGCUCGUCGCUGUCGUCGCCGCCCACACGAGCAGCCCCCACUGUCCUUUCGCCCCCUCCUUGUAAGCGCCACGGGCUACCCUCGCGCGGCACGACCGUGGACCCGAUCCUUUCCAGAGCCCUCCAGCGGCGCAGCCCUCGAUCGCACGCCCACCGUUUUUCAUCUUGCCACCGAUUGGACGCUGGCGAGCAGCAGUCGUCCGGAGCGCGACUACGCCGCGACGUCACGCGGGCCGCGUGCGCAAGUGUGGCCGCUGAGCAAGCGCGGACGCGCACUCUCGGACCGACUGCCGGCGGGCCUGCUCUCCGUCGCCUCCGCCAACGGGUCGUCGCUGCUAGGCAACGAAACGGCUCUCUCACGUCGCCACGCAUCACGCUGCCUCGCCGUCCACUGCACCCUACCGGCGGAUGUGUCGCUGAGCAACUAUCUUUGCGAAUUUGCCACGGUGGAGGACCUGCGCCAGUCGUUGUAG
This is a messenger RNA of Leptomonas pyrrhocoris, 2739 nucleotides long. RefSeq lists its product as hypothetical. The transcript has a single exon. Gene Ontology annotation, cellular component: nucleus. Gene Ontology annotation, molecular function: pseudouridine synthase activity; RNA binding. Bases 1 to 2739 code for a protein of 912 amino acids. Gene Ontology annotation, biological process: pseudouridine synthesis. The record is from RefSeq and is a predicted model, not a curated record. NCBI's taxonomy places the organism in Eukaryota, Euglenozoa, Kinetoplastea, Trypanosomatida, Trypanosomatidae.